This is a messenger RNA of Zootoca vivipara (common lizard), 651 nucleotides long. It is a transcript of the gene CRYBA1, whose product is annotated as crystallin beta A1. NCBI's taxonomy places the organism in Eukaryota, Metazoa, Chordata, Lepidosauria, Squamata, Lacertidae. Gene Ontology annotation, molecular function: structural constituent of eye lens. The record is from RefSeq and is a predicted model, not a curated record. Gene Ontology annotation, biological process: visual perception; lens development in camera-type eye.
AUGGAGGAACUGUCACCAUUCAGCGAGCGAGAACUCAGCCACGCAGCCAAGAUGGCACAGAUAAACCCGCAACCGGCCCAGGUGGGCACGUGGAAGAUCACUGCCUACGAUCAGGAGAACUUCCAGGGCAAACGGAUGGAGUUCGCCACCUCCUGCCCCAACAUCGUGGAGUGCAGCUUCGACAACGUGCGCUCACUCAAGGUGGAAAGUGGCGCCUGGUUUGGCUAUGAGCACACCAACUUCUGUGGGCAGCAGUUUGUCCUGGAGCGCGGAGAGUAUCCCCGCUGGGAGGCCUGGAGCGGCAGCAACGCCUACCAUGUGGAGCGGCUGAUGUCCUUCCGCCCCAUCUCCUCCGCAAGCCACAAGGAGUCCAAGAUCACCCUUUAUGAAAAGGAGAACUUCAUGGGGCAGCCGUGGGAGGUCCAUGACGACUACCCUUCCCUGCAGGCCAUGGGCUGGAACAACAGCGAAGUGGGCUCUAUGAAGAUCCACUGUGGCGCGUGGGUUUGCUACCAGUACCCCGGCUACCGCGGCUACCAGUACAUCCUAGAGUCCGACCACCACGGUGGAGACUACAAGCACUGGCGGGAGUGGGGCUCUCACGCACAGACCUUCCAGAUCCAGUCAGUCCGGCGCAUCCAGCAGUAGGCC